CGCUUGCAAAACAUUCAGUAUCGACUUGGUCGUUGUGUUGCACAGUUCGAAUAAAAAAAUAAAAUUGAAAAAUGACUGGACGCGGUAAAGGUGGUAAAGGUUUGGGAAAAGGAGGCGCCAAGCGUCAUCGCAAAGUUUUGCGUGAUAACAUCCAAGGUAUUACGAAGCCAGCCAUUCGUCGAUUGGCCCGUCGUGGUGGUGUCAAACGUAUUUCCGGUUUGAUCUAUGAAGAAACCCGUGGUGUUCUGAAAGUUUUCUUGGAAAAUGUUAUCCGAGAUGCAGUCACCUACACGGAACAUGCUAAACGUAAGACCGUAACAGCCAUGGAUGUCGUUUAUGCCUUGAAACGACAGGGACGUACAUUGUACGGUUUCGGAGGUUAAAUCAUUCUGCGUUAACAAGAGCAUCGCGCUUAUUAAAAUGGCCCUUUUCAGGGCCGC
Bradysia coprophila is the source of this 440-nucleotide messenger RNA. Its product is annotated as histone H4. The record is from RefSeq and is a predicted model, not a curated record. Gene Ontology annotation, molecular function: structural constituent of chromatin; DNA binding; protein heterodimerization activity. Lineage: Eukaryota; Metazoa; Arthropoda; Insecta; Diptera; Sciaridae. Gene Ontology annotation, cellular component: nucleosome.